Messenger RNA from Protopolystoma xenopodis, 591 nucleotides. The record is from the annotation of a GenBank genome assembly. Lineage: Eukaryota; Metazoa; Platyhelminthes; Monogenea; Polystomatidea; Polystomatidae.
AUGAAGCCUCCCCCUUCCGGCACCGGCCGGGUUUUUUCUAAAGAAAAAAAAUUAGGAACAGCGCUUAAGAAAGCACGUGAGAAAGGAUAUAGUAAGGUUGCGUCACCGUCUUGCGGCUCUCGUCCGGCUUUGCCAGAUACUGAUAGGAGUAAUGACAUACCGGGAACAAGUCUAACUUUCAACGGCCUUUUUUCCGCCUUGCCCAUCAAAGAUGUUAUCAAGCAAGCUAUAGAAUCGAUGGGCUAUGAAAAAAUGACGGAAAUACAGGAAAACUGCAUACCACCGUUGCUGGAACAUAGAGACGUGAUGGCAUCUGCCAAGACCGGCAGCGGAAAGACUCUUGGAUUUUUGAUACCAAUUGUGCAGCUUAUGCUUGAUCUAGAGCUCCAGGCUCGAAAUGGCACAGGUGCUAUUAUCAUUUCUCCCACUCGUGAAUUGAGUCUUCAAACUUAUGGUGUUCUUAAGGAAUUAACCCAAUUUACUAAUAUCCGAAUUGGUUUAAUUAUGGGUGGCAACAAUAGGCAGACUGAGGCUAAUAAUUUAGCUAAAGGUGUCACUAUUUUAGUUGCGACACCUGGAAGACUUCUAGAU